This is a messenger RNA of Neogale vison (American mink), 2295 nucleotides long. It is a transcript of the gene C2H1orf159, whose product is annotated as chromosome 2 C1orf159 homolog. The transcript is spliced from 10 exons. The record is from RefSeq and is a predicted model, not a curated record. Bases 285 to 1220 code for a protein of 311 amino acids. Lineage: Eukaryota; Metazoa; Chordata; Mammalia; Carnivora; Mustelidae.
ACGAAAGAGGAACGCGAAGGGCGCCCGGGAGGCAGUCAAUGGCUGAGAGCUUUGGACCAAGGAGUGAGUCCAUCCAGAUCCAGAGGGGUUGAGGACAGCCCCUGCAGCCCCUCAGCUCUGGGGCCUCCUUCCAGUAAGUCGGACGAGCCUACCAACAACGGGCCUCACCGUCUACCCUGAUUCGCAGGCCUAGGACCAGGGGUCUGCGGCUUCUUAGCGAUCCCGCCCCGCCUCUGGAUGUCUGCAGCUCCCAUCUCGGAGGGCCAGACGCGGUGUUCUGGAACAUGGCACUCCAGCGUGCCGUUCUCCUGGCGGGCCUCCUGGUGGAAGUUGCCAGCAAAUCCUCGGAAAGUGCGGGCCAGCAGCCUGAGUGUUGUGUGGGCGUGCCGGAUGUCAACUCCACCUGUGGGGGCACAAACCUGUGUGGUCCAGGCUGCUACAGGCACCGGAGCGAGGACGGCAGUGUCCGCUGCGUCCGCUGCGGGAACGGUACCUACGGCUCCGAGUGCAGUGGCCGCCCCGUGGCUCCCCCCGCCGGGCCCACCUGGCCUACUUCCCACCGAGGGGCUGCGUCUCCAAGUUCUGGAGGAACAGUCGCUGGCUGGGGUGCCCAGUUCCCGGUGAACCGGAGCAGAGGGACGCCCGGGCAGCCAAAUCUCGUAGGGGCACCAGUGGAGGAAGGCUGGCAAGUCUGGUUCCAGAGCCCGUUUCCAGGGCAGCAAAUUUGGGGCAGGACACGCCAAAUUCACCAGGACUCACGCCCCCUAGACUUCAACAUAGCAGUGGCCGCACCUCAUGCCUGUGUCUCAGGGCCGGAAAGCUGCCUCUCCACAGGGAGCCCUCAGGUGGCUGCCUCCCUCUUCCUGGGGACACUGUUCUUCAGCUCCGGCCUCAUCCUGUCUGUGGCUGGCUUCUUCUACCUGAAGCGCACCAGUAAACUCCCCAGGGUGUUCUACGGAAGAGGCAGAGCCCCUGCCCUGCAGCCUGGCGAAGCUGUAAGUAACCUGGAAGGACGGGCCGAGCGCCCCGUGUCGCGGGCCCUGGGCUGGGGGCCGCCCGCUCUUCUCACUCUGCCUUUUCUCCUUUGCAAGGCCGCCAUGAUCCCCCCGCCGCACCCCUCAGUGCGGAAGCCGCGUUAUGUCAGGCGCGAGCGGCCCUUGGACGGGGACCCAGGCUCCACGGCCGUCUCCUCGGUGGAGGCCCGGGUCAGCAAUGUCUGACCCGGGGACCCACCCACAGCUCCGCACACCGCCUUGGAGAGAAGCCGGCACACGAAGGGCAGGUGCUGCCUGGCGAGGCCUCGGGACAGGUGUGGACACAGCCCCUGACUCAGCGUGGCCGCCUCCUGGCCGCAGAUGUGGCCACAAGUGCUUCCGCCCACCCCCCGGCUGCUCCGUGAAAUGGCCUGGGAGCCUCGUCCUUGAGCCAGGCCGGAGACUGCGGCGGGGCUCGGGGGUCUGGGUCCCUCGGGAGAGACCGCUCCCAGCGGCCAAAGCCUGCGAGGCCUGCUGGGCUGCUCCAUGCCUGGGAAAGCUGGGGGCUCGGCCCCUCGGCCUUCCCAAGCCCACCUUGGGCAGACAUCCCCACACCACCAGGCCGGUGGGCCUCCUGGCGUCCCCUCUGGGUUGGUGUCCAGGCCUGGGGAGGUGUGAUUUGAGCACUGGCCCCUCCAAGGCUGAGGCGCCCACUGGGCUGUCCUAUAGCCAAGCCCCCCCUCCCCCGACCCCUAAGCCCAAGACCACCACACGCUUCUGGGGGCUGCAGAGGCGAGGUUCCUGGUUUCUUACUGGCUUGUGUCAGUUUUGAGCAGAAAAGGCAGAGAGACGGCUUUUCUCCUGUCUGCGGCCCGUGAUCCGCUCUCCAUGCUGGGCCCAGGAACGGGCUCUGGCCUCAGCUGCUGGAGAUCAAGGCCAUGUCCACCCAGGGUGACCUUCACCUGUGACUUCUGCCUGGGUAGCCUGGUCUCAGAGGACCUGUGGAGGGCCAUGCUGGCCAGUGGUCCCGCCCCAACUGCCCCAGGCCUGGAGACGCAUUUCUGGCCCCGGCUGGUUACACAUAGACAGGGUCCCCAAGAGAAGGGAGCGUUUGUGGCCACCUCUCACACUGGGCUCGGCGCUGAUCUUCCCACGUUCCCAUUCGGGACCGACGCCUGGGCCUGCGCGCUCAGCUCCUGUGUCCCUUCCGCACCGUGACGCCUGUCCCACGCGUUUCCUUGAACCACUGGUCCAGCGGCUGAGAGGGCGCACCAGCUUCCAGUCAGUGUCAAUAAACGGAUCAGGGCUUUCUUCCCCCAUU